This is a messenger RNA of Humulus lupulus (European hop), 513 nucleotides long. Its product is annotated as glyceraldehyde-3-phosphate dehydrogenase GAPCP2, chloroplastic-like. Lineage: Eukaryota; Viridiplantae; Streptophyta; Magnoliopsida; Rosales; Cannabaceae. The coding region runs from base 1 to 513 and encodes 170 amino acids. The transcript has 5 exons. Gene Ontology annotation, molecular function: oxidoreductase activity, acting on the aldehyde or oxo group of donors, NAD or NADP as acceptor; NAD binding. The record is from RefSeq and is a predicted model, not a curated record.
AUGGCGUUCUCUUCUUUGCUCAGAUCUACCAACGGAGCUGCUCUGAUCGAAGCGUCUAGACCUGAAAUCUUUGCACCUCUUGCUUCCUCCAAUCCUCCUCCUAAGGUCUUCUUCACUUUCUCUCUAUCUCUAGCUAAGCUCUCCCGUUUUGGUCGGAUUGGAAGAUUGGUUUUACGAGUAGCAAUAUUCAGGGAUGAUAUUGACGUGGUGGCAGUGAAUGAUCCUUUUAUUGAUGCUAAAUACAUGACCUACAUGUUUAAAUAUGACUCUACUCAUGGAUUAUUCAAAGGAAGCAUUAAGGUUGUAGAUGAUUCAACCUUAGAAAUCAAUGGGAAGCAGAUUAAGGUUGUGAGUAAAAGAGGAGAUCAGAUGGGCAUAUAUAUUUAUAUGUGGUCUAUGCUUUAUUGUACAGGCACAACAACCACAACAGCAAAUUGUGUCACAGAUUCAGUCACAGCCGCAGAUGCAGCAACAGUUGGGUUUGCAACAAUAGCCAAAUCCACUACAACGUGA